AUGGCCUGCACGACAGCAAGGCUGCAAGGCGACAGCAAGGGAUCAAACACCGCAGGCCAUCGGCCCUUCUACUUAUUCGGACACAUGGCGAACAGCUUGGCAGACGUGGACAACUUUGUGGUGCAGGGCGCGAAUGCCAUCGAAGCUGAUCUCAGAUUUGCCUCCAACGGAACAGCGCUUAAGUUCUACCACGGCGCGCUCUGCGACUGCGGUCGCGACUGCCAUAAAUCAGCGGGAGUUACCGAAUACCUGUCUUACCUGAGGGACGCGGUCAACGAAGGUGGCAAGUUCGCCGGCAAGUUGCAGCUUCUUUACAUCAACACGAAGACUGGCAACCUUUCUCCUGGCAGGAAAUACCAGGCCGGUAUCAACUUGGCCAACAAUUUACUACGCCACCUUUGGAACAACGGCACAGUUACCUCCGAGCGCAUGCUGAACGUGAUCCUGUCUGCCUUCACAACGAUGGAUAAAGACAUCCUCUCAGGAGCGCUGGACACCCUCAAGCGGGCCGACAACUCCUCGAUAUAUCUCGACCACGUGGGUUUUGACAUCAGUGGAUAUGAACUGCUGAGCAUCGUCGCCGAUACGUACGAAGAGCUGGGCAUUUGGCAACAUCGCUGGCAGGGUGAUGGCUCGACUAAUUGCGUCAUUGACGGCUACGGGGAUUUACGCAUGAAAGCAGUGACGUCACGACGAACGGCGGCGAACAAGACGCAUGACUACGUGGACAAGGCGUACGUGUGGACGGUUGACACUCCCCGCAGCAUCCGUCGAUUCCUGAGGAAGAAUAUUGAUGGCAUUAUGACCAACAUGCCAGCAAAUGUUCUCGACAUCCUCAAGGAAGACGAGUUCUCAAAUAUGUACAGGCUUGCAACCGCCCAGGAUAGCCCGUGGAAGCGUAUUGUUUGA
This is a messenger RNA of Dermacentor silvarum, 909 nucleotides long. RefSeq names its product dermonecrotic toxin SPH-like. Gene Ontology annotation, molecular function: phosphoric diester hydrolase activity. The record is from RefSeq and is a predicted model, not a curated record. NCBI's taxonomy places the organism in Eukaryota, Metazoa, Arthropoda, Arachnida, Ixodida, Ixodidae. The transcript is spliced from 6 exons. Bases 1 to 909 code for a protein of 302 amino acids. Gene Ontology annotation, biological process: lipid metabolic process.